Molecule: messenger RNA, 1857 nt
Organism: Coprinopsis cinerea okayama7#130
Lineage: Eukaryota; Fungi; Basidiomycota; Agaricomycetes; Agaricales; Psathyrellaceae
Exons: 7
Coding region: 1-1857 (618 amino acids)
Biological process (GO): termination of RNA polymerase II transcription
Cellular component (GO): mRNA cleavage factor complex; cytoplasm
Molecular function (GO): mRNA binding; RNA polymerase II complex binding
Source: RefSeq, a predicted model, not a curated record
AUGUACGGACAGCCAGCCUUCGCCGCUGGACACCAUGCCUUCCACCAGUCCCCCGUGAAUGGGUAUUAUGGCAGUCCCAACCAGUAUCAGCAGCAACAGCACUUUCCGCCACCGCCCAGCCUUCCCCAGCCUCCUGUUUUUCACAACGACCCAACCAGUUUUCGCAACCACUACAUGAGCCAGCUUUCCACCCUGGUUUACAACUCUAGGCCCAUAAUCCAAAAUCUUUCUAUGCUUGCCUACGAGUACUCACGUCAUGCAGCCGUCGUCGUCACCUGCAUCGAAUCCCACAUCCGUAAGGUCCCUCCCAGCCUGAAGCUACCAGCUUUCUAUCUUCUCGACGCGAUUUCCAAGAACUACUACGAGCAUUAUGCAAGACGGUUCAGCCAUGUCGUCGCCCCUUUGUUCCUACAGACUUACUCUCAGGUCGAUCAGCAGACACAGAACAAGAUGGAGGAAAUGCUCUUGACAUGGCGAACCGGUUCCCCGCAGCGCACCGAACUCUUCGGUCCCGUAACUCAGCUCAAUAUUGAGCGAGGUGUUUGGGGUAGCGGCUCGAACGUUUCUAUUACCAAGAACCAAGUAGUCAGUGAGCUUCAAUUUGCGAUUGGUCAAAAAGAACGUGCACUGCAGGGCAACCCGUACGACGAGGAUUCGCGUCGAAAGCUCGAAGUCCUUCGACAGCUACGCAGCCUAGUCGUGGACGUUGGUGUUUCCCAAGACGAGUUGAGGCAGAUUUUGAAUCAACUACAUGAACUCGUCAAAGCGCCCCCGCCUCCGCCUCCAGUUGUUCCUCCCGCUCCCGUUAAUGCAUGGCAACCACCGCCAGUACACUACCCGCCCCCACCGCAUUCCCGACCUUCGUCCUCGGCGCCAUAUGCCAACGCUCCACCGCUAUACCCGCCUACUCACGUCCCCCAUCCACCCCCUCAAUCUAUACCCUCGACUUCUACCGCCAUACCCAGUAUACCCGAUGCUGAGAAUAUCAACAAGAUUCUAGAUAGCCUCAAGAAUGCAGGUGUUUUGGCGGCCGCUUCUACCUCCUCGCAAACCGAACCAGCUGCAAUUGGCAAGCAAGCCGUUUCAGACGACGGGAUUGCAAGCGCUGCUCGUGAUUACAAGAAACAUGUCCUCUCCAUUAAAUCCGUUCUAUCGAGCUCCGAGAUUCUGAGGACAAAGCCCGUGUUGCCUGCGCUCCUGUAUGACCAGCUUCCGGUACAGUGCAAACAAUGUGGACUUCGAUUCGCAGAUACAUCCUAUGGCAAGAAGAAGCUGGACGAUCACCUUGACGAGCAUUUCCAACAGAAUAAGAAAGCAAAUCAGGACAAUGGCAGGGGCCACUGUCGGACAUGGUUCGCUUCUGCUGAUGAUUGGAUACGGGACGUGACAACUCAGGUUGAUGAUGGCAAGUCUGCUGCGACGGUUAGCGUCAAGAACGACAAAGAAUUGCGGGCUAUGUUUAUCGUGGUUCCUCCUGGUGAUGAAGCGAAAAAUAUAACUUGUCCAAUUUGCCAAGAGAAUAUGAAGUCCGAGUUUCUGGAAGACGACGAAGAAUGGGUUUGGAGAAACGCCAUCAUGAAGGACGAGAAGAUUUACCAUGCAACAUGCCAUGCAGAGGCUCUCUCAGGUAUCGCAGCGCGCUUGCGCAACGAUGCCACAGGCUCCAGUCGAGGUGCGACCCCCGAAUUUGCUGGCAGUUCUCGGUCUACACCGCCUCCUUCCUUUACCGUGAAAUCGAAAUCACCAUCGCCGGACCCCAAGUCUGUUGGUGUGAAGCGUAAGGUUGAGACUGAUCCAACAGAGGAAAGAAUAAGCACACCCCCGUCCAAAAAGAUUGCCCUUUCAACUGAUUCAUGA